Molecule: messenger RNA, 963 nt
Organism: Adineta ricciae
Lineage: Eukaryota; Metazoa; Rotifera; Eurotatoria; Adinetida; Adinetidae
Source: the annotation of a GenBank genome assembly
AUGCGAUUUCUCAUCUUUAUUUGUUUCAUAGCAAGCGUUUCUUCAUCUGUCGAUAGAUUUCUAAUCCAUUCUAUCGAUGAUUGCUGGGCAAUCGAGACAAAUAAUACCAUCACAGAUGCACAUAGCGCACUGAUUAGUUUCUCACCCAUACUUGCUGAAAAGAUCGAUCCUUGUUCAGUGCAUAUAACUAAUCCAUGGAUAUCAGAAAUACAAAAUGGUUUUGGAGUCUAUCUUCCCCAUGGUAUGGAUUGCUCAUCGAUUAUAACUAUCGAAUGUCUACCGGGCAGCGCUCUCUUUCAACACACAAUGCCUUCAUCUGUUCAAUAUACAUGUCGAACGAAUGCAAGCGGUAUCGUUAUGCCAUGCAAUUCGAUUUCAUUGACAUCGAAACGGAAUGUCUCUUAUCAAGGAUCUAGACGGGUCGUCGAUGUUCAACUUGUUGCGUUAGCAAAAGGUCCGCUACGAAGAUUUGUUUUGCUCAAUUUAGUUAUCAAUGUAAUUUGCUAUUUAGAACCAUGCAUGAAUAAAGAUCUAUUCUUUCAAUGUCCCAAAGAUUAUCCUCGUUCAUGUAUUGCUCGAAAACUUCGAUGUAAUGGACGGACCGAAUGUUUCAGUGGAGAUGAUGAAUAUCACUGUGAACAUUCUUACGGAGAAGGUUACCUUCCACUGGGACUAAUCAUUCUUCUGAUAAUAGGAUUUCUCUUUGUCGUUUGUAUUGUGUCAACAAUUUUUGCAUGUUGUUUCUGUCGGGCUGCAUGCCACGCAAUUAUUCGUCGUUUUCAUCCAUCGAAAAAACAGAAACUGUUUCAAAAAAACGAUACGACGAUGGUUACGGGUGAAGAUGCUGGUCUAAUGAGAGGUCUUACCACAUCGCAUGUCGUCGAGGCUCUACCUCAACAACAUGCUGAACCGGCACCAUUAAUUAUCGAUUCAACAAAACCUGUUUAUCCUCAUCUCUCAUGA